Schistosoma guineensis is the source of this 606-nucleotide messenger RNA. The record is from the annotation of a GenBank genome assembly. Lineage: Eukaryota; Metazoa; Platyhelminthes; Trematoda; Strigeidida; Schistosomatidae.
AUGACUAGUAAAAGUGAAAUUAGACAAAGAAUGCGAAGAAUUCUGAGACAAAUAUUACCAUCGGUACACAUGAAGAAAUCAGAAUACCUCUUAAAGCAGUUUUUAAGUAGUCCUGAAUAUUGUGCUUCGCGAAGACUAGCUGUUUAUAUUAGCCUCCCUGAAGAACCCAACACAAUACCAGUAAUUGAAAAAGCACUUCUUGACGGAAAGAGUAUAUUUGUUCCACAAAUUAUGUUUUCUGCGUCAGACGAUUCUCCUCCUAUGUGUAUGCGUCAUGUUAAAUCACUGAAAGAGAUUGAAUCCUGGAGGUCUAAUAAAUGGGGGAUUAAAGAACCUGAACCAGUUUCAUAUGUUGAACAGCUGGACGAAAUUACAGGUGGAUUGGAUUUAUUUGUUGUACCUGGUUUGGCCUUCACACGAAGUGGACAUCGUCUUGGUCGAGGUGGCGGAUAUUACGACCGAUACAUACAAUGGUACACUGGGCAGUGUCAUUUAGGGACUUUCCAAAGAGCUAAAUUAGUCGCCUUUGCAUUUGAGGAACAAAUAAUAGACCAUAUUCCUUCAGAAACUCAUGAUAUAAUUAUUGACCAGCUGUUUGUAGCAUAG